UAGUACUAAUAUUUUAUACAGUUAAUACAGUAACCACAAAUCAUAAUGGAAAAGAUUUACAUUUCCAAAUUGAUGAGUAAUCUUAUAUAUAUUAAGGAUAAUAUUACGUUACCACAGCUAAGUAGGACAAUAGAUAUAAUGAUAGAGAAAGGACAUAUUUAUAUGGAUGAAAAAGACAGCAUCAUGUCAAAGAAAUCAGUUGAUGAGUGCUGUGAUUGGUUUAUUCGAAUUAUUUGUAAGCGCGGAGGAUCCUCAUUUGCAGAUUUACUACAUGCGUUUAGAGUAACUGGAAAUAGUCAUGUAGCGAAUAUGUUGAAAAGCACUGCAGUUGAAUUAUCAAUUACACCGAUAACGUCAGGUUAUCAACGAGCUCAGAAGACAACAGACAGAAAGACUGACGAAGCCUCUGAUCCAAGUGCUAAGGUGAAAAUGAGAAGCGAUCAAACUGAAACCAAAAGUGAGUGUAGUACAGGCGCUGUUUCUCUGGAUUCAAAUGAUAGUACCGUUGGACGAUAUCGGUCAUUGAGUCACGAGGAAGCAGUGGAUAACGGGAAGGAAAGUUUGGUAAAAUGUCUGCAACUUGAGAAGGAAUUAAAGCAACACAAAGAGGAGUUAGAAAAACUUCAACGUGUUGAAGACAUGAACUUUUAUUUAGAAAAUCAAGUUGAUAAUUUGGAAGAUGACAUUAAACAGUUGAAGCAGCUUAUUGCAGAUAAAGAGAAAGAAAUUAUGAGACUGAAGAACAAAUUAGGUAAAAUACAAACGCAUCAAGAGGUUAUCCGAAAGGAAGGCGUCGAAACACGACAAAAGUUGGACGGUGUUGAGAAAAACCUCAAUCAAAAGUUAGACGGUGUAGACGAGCGUCUAGUUGGUUUUGAUAAACACAUUACUUCCAAAUUUGAUAAUGUUGAUAAGCAGCUUAAACUUAUGAUGGAAGAGUUUCGAAAAGUUCGCGUCACAUCAAAUAAAAGUUAUACAAAGAAUAAAAACAAAAUCAAAGCAAAGGAGGUUAAUAUUGACAAAUAAUGCAUCAGUAGAUAUGAGUAGAACAAGCAUUUUAAUAGUAUUUUUAUGUGUCGAGAUUUUCAUUGAGUGUGAUAUUUUAUGUUUUUGUUACGUAAAAAUCUGUAUUAAUAUAAAAAUGACAUUCAUUGUAUACUAAGUGUAUUAUAUGCAUAUUAACAAGUCUAUAUCUGCUUUUAUUAAUACACUGUGUGCGAUUUUGGAAAACCCGCAUUAAAUGCGAUUAUUUAUGUCAUGUAAUUGUGUACAAGAAAUUUUAUUUAAUUAUCCAAUUUAAGUGUCGUAACAGAAUAUUUUAAUUGCGUUCAAUAUACACAGGAGUUUUUAUCUAUUCAACCAAAUUUUUAAAGUUUAUACAUUUAGAUGAAAAAAAAUAUUCUUGCUAUUGUCAAAAGAAAUGAAAUAUUUUGAAAUGACACAGGUCAUUCCCUAAUCCUUUCUUGUUAUGUAAUUCAUGCGAUAGUAGUUUGAAAUUAACAUAAAAACAAGGUUUUUUCAUAUUCAUCUUUUCAUUAAAAAUAAAUAACAAACUACCAACCAAGAAGUUUGAAUUACUUAAACGGUUAUUGAGACGCAAUCUACUUAAAAAGAAAGUUACACUAAUAGACUGAAAAUACUUCAAUUGAUAACGUUCUUAGUAUUUCUACUAGAUCAUAUACGUUUUUAGAUUUUUAGAAGUAUGCGUUUAUAUUAAAGCCAAAAAAAUCUUAUUUAAAAAAAAACAAUCGUUACAUGAUAAAUGUAAUGUGUAGCAUCUAUAUAUAUAUAUCAGCUAUAUCUAGGAUCUGUUAAUUUAAGUCUUCUAAAGCCAUAAACAAUUGCACUUUUGAAUAUUUUAGAAAAAAAAUAUAUUCUAACAUUGUAAGCACUGUGAAUUCAUGUAUAUCGAAUGGCCGAUAUACUAUCUAAAAUCUUCUAGUAAAUCUAUUUCGGAAAUUAGCCCGUAGCUGUGUUAAGAUUUAUUUUGUCAUGUCCGUUUUGAUUUUUUGAAGUAGUAGAUCAAUCGCACACUUUGAUUAUGUGUUUCAGGUUAUUGAACAGUUUGAUUUAUGUCUGGAAGAAAUCAAGGACAUCUUAAAUAUUAUUUUAAAUAACUUAGUAAUAAAUGGUCGAAAAUACAUUCCGGACUACCUUUAUCUGAAAUAUAUGUUUAAUGAAACGCAUCCUUCGUGAUUUGAUUAAAAGACUAUAAUAGAAAGAAGUAAAAUCACAAAAAUACUGAACUUAGAAGAAAAUCAAUUCGGAAAUUUCAUAAUCACAUGGCAAAAUCAUAUAACAAAGCGCAUCAAAAACUGUCAUAUUCCUGACUUGGUACAGAAUAUUCAUUGAUUUUAGAAUAAAACAUAUUAUUUUAAAAGUAUUCGUAUCGAGAUUGUAAUUGUGUAUGUAUAACACGUCAUGUUGUACUUACUAAAAAUCUAUAUUAUCAUUCAAUAAAUUGUGUGCUUUUUGUAUUAUACAUGUUCUAUGUUAACAAGUGUAUACAUUGUUUAGUUUAUGCCUUUCUUAAUACACUGGGUGAGAUUUUAGAAAACCCAAAUUAAAUGCGCUUAUCUAUGUCAUGUAAUUCAGUAAAAUGAAUCAUAUUUAAUUGUCCAAUUUAAGUGUCGUAACAGAAUAGUUUAAUUGCGUUCAAAAUACAGAGGACUGUUUUGACUAUUCAAUCAUAUUUUAAAGUUUAUACAUUUAAAUACAAAAUCUUCUUGCUAGUGUCAAAAGAUAUUAAAUAUUUUGAAGUAACUGAUAAUGUCCUUAUCAUUUCUUGGUAUAUCAUUCAUACGAGAGUUGUAUUGAACUAAACAUAAAUACAAUGGUGUUUUGAUAUUCAUCUUUUCAUUACAAAUAAAUAAAAAAAAAAUUCAGAGCAAGAAGUGUAAUUAACUUAAAUGAUUAUUGAGGUGUAUGUAAAAAGAAAGUUCAAUAAAUAGACUGAAAAUUCUUUCAUUUAAUACGUUCAUAGUAUUGCUACUAAAACAUAUAUACAAUAA
Mytilus trossulus (common blue mussel) is the source of this 3011-nucleotide messenger RNA. RefSeq lists its product as uncharacterized. The transcript is spliced from 3 exons. Bases 46 to 1026 code for a protein of 326 amino acids. Lineage: Eukaryota; Metazoa; Mollusca; Bivalvia; Mytilida; Mytilidae. The record is from RefSeq and is a predicted model, not a curated record.